CGCGAUAGACGCGCAGGCAAAAGCAAAACCAAAGAAAAGGAAACACAAAAACAAGAAGAAAGAAAUUGAUAAUUAAUAAUAAUAAUACAAAUAAUUAUUAAUACUAUCUGUAUUGAGAGUAAAUAUAUUAAUUGGAAGCGUGUCGGGCGAGCUAUUGUGCGAGAAAAUUUCAUUGAAAGAAAUACACUUUUUUUUGUCCGAUUUCAAUUUAGAAAUUAAAAAAAAAAAAAAACAAAAGAAACGAAACUUUUUUUUUGGCUAUUGUGCAGCAGAGUGUUUUUGUUGUUGUUGUUGUGUUUUUUGAUAUUUCGUGUUAAUUGUGUCCGACGUCUCAAAAUGAUUUGUCCGAAACGCACCUCCGAGCUGCUCGAUCUCCAUCUAGCCCCAUUCAAGGAUAAGGAUCCCGCCUGGGAAAUUGGAGUCUCAAAGAUAGCGGGACGGGGCGUUAUGGCCACCCGUGCUUUGAAACGCGGUGAGAUUAUCUUCACGGACAGUCCCCUGCUGAUUGGAUUGGCCGCCCUCGAGGAGGACUCCCUGAACGCCUGCUCUGUGUGCUUCAAGGCUCUGCCCGAUACGCGAUUCAUGUGCCGGCAGGGAUGCGGCCUGCCAGUUUGCAAUUUGUGUGGCAAGAAGAAGCAGCAUAAGACGGACUGUGAUUUGUUCAAGUCGUGGGCCCCCAACGAACCGGAUGUGGCCAACUCUGUGAUCAUACGACUGUUGUGCGUGGCCCGAGCCAUCAAUCUGACCAAGGAUCAGCGCGAUCUCAUCUACUGUUUGCAGGCCAAUCUGGACAACAAUCAUCGGACCGAGGUGCGGAAUGCGGCCAAAUGCUUCAAGAGCUUCCCCACCGACAAGAAGGUGAUCGAGAUCAUGAAUCGAACUGUCGCCGUCCUGCGCACCGAUGGCUUCGAUAAGACCACCGAUCGCACCAACGACAAUCAGGAGUUCUUCUACCGUGCUCUCUUCCCGCUGUUCGCCGUCAUGAAUCACGACUGCAUUCCCAACUCGUACUACACCUUCGAUGAGAAGACCAACAACAUGAUUGUCCGUGCCGCCGUAGAUAUUGCCGAGGGGGCCGAAAUCACCACCACCUACACCAAACUCUUCACCGGCAACAUUGCCCGACACUUGUUUCUCAAAAUGAAGAAGGGCUUCUCAUGCAAAUGUCCACGCUGUUCCGAUCCGACGGAGCGUAAUGCGUUCAUCUCGGCUCUCUAUUGUCGCGAUACAAACUGCAGUGGUCUGGUAGUGCCAGAGAUUACCGGUCUGCCCCAUCCCAAUUGGAACUGCCUGGCCUGCAAGCAGAAGUCUACGCAUGCGCAGAUGAUGAAGUCGCAGGACUUUGCGAGCGGCGCCAUUAAUGCCAAAGUCAACUCAAACUCUUUGCGCACACUGGUCCAGUAUUUGAAUGAGAAGAGCGACAGCUUUAUACCGAACAGCAAUUACGUGAUCAUUGAUGCCAAAAUGGCGGUUCUCAAUCGCCUUAACCAGGGUCGCGAGGACUGCAGUCUCGAUCUGGCCAAUGAGACGCGUGUGCGGUACAGUCGCGACAUCAUGGAGAUUAUGGAUAAGCUGGGUCUGGGCGACUCUAUAUUGCGCAGCCAGUUGGAGACAAAGCUGCGUCAGGCCGAGGAGAAACAGGCCAAGAAGCUGCAGGCCGAGGCCGAAAAACAGGCCAAAAAGCUGGCCGCCGAACAGCAGAAGAAGCAGCAGGCAAAUGGCCAAGCGGAAGCAGGAGAGGCGGCAUCAGAGGCAGCAUCAGAGGCGACACCAGCGACCUCCGAGCCAUCAGGGGGACCAGCACCUACGCCGCCUGCAGCCUCAGCCGCUGCAGCAACGGAACAGGCUUAGGUCUAUAAUAGAUGAUCAAUCUAAUAUGUUCUGAUUUAGUCAAAUUGUGUUAGCAGCCAGCUUACAACUUGGAUAGCAACUGGAAUUUUGUUUGUAACUAUCAAAAUAUUUUGAGAUAAUAUUUGAGAAUAGUCAGUUAUAAAAGAAUCUUUAUCGCCAAUAUACACAAGACAUGAGACCCAAUUUUCAGUUCUGAGCCCAAUAAUAUGUGAUUGUAAAAACCAUUAGAAGUUUUAAUAAAAACCAAAAAACAAA
Scaptodrosophila lebanonensis is the source of this 2106-nucleotide messenger RNA. It is a transcript of the gene SmydA-9, whose product is annotated as SET domain-containing protein SmydA-8. The transcript has 2 exons. Gene Ontology annotation, molecular function: protein binding. The record is from RefSeq and is a predicted model, not a curated record. The coding region runs from base 337 to 1851 and encodes 504 amino acids. NCBI's taxonomy places the organism in Eukaryota, Metazoa, Arthropoda, Insecta, Diptera, Drosophilidae.